Protopolystoma xenopodis is the source of this 240-nucleotide messenger RNA. Lineage: Eukaryota; Metazoa; Platyhelminthes; Monogenea; Polystomatidea; Polystomatidae. The record is from the annotation of a GenBank genome assembly.
AUGAUAGGAGCGAAGGCCGAUAAUACAUGCGUUUUUGAUGGCACUAAGCUGAUUCCCAAUGAUGAGGUGGGCUGGAUCACUCACCACACAAGAGGUCAACGCCGGGCCAAAUCCAUUGGCGGUGGGAUUGAAGCCCCAUCUUUCAAGGGACCGGUGCUACCGGUGAGUAGACUACUGCAGUGGCUUGUCAGUGUGUUUAGUCAUCCGAUGGGAAUGCAGGCUAGUUGGAUCGGCCAAUGA